AUGGAGGGUUAUGGAGGAGGUUAUGGACGGUAUAGAGAAGGUUAUGGACUGGGUUCUCCUUCUGAGAAAUCCAGAGGGUUUGCUCGCAGUGCAGUAGUAGCUGCAGCUGGAGGUGCGGUGGCAGGAACGGCCCUGGGCUAUGGGUUAGGAGGGUUCCCCCGUCCUCACUUUAAUGUCCGCAGCCCUCAAGAGGAGUAUUAUUACAAACACUACAUGCACAGGAACCAUGGGUCCAAAACCAAUACUAAAAAAAAUACUAAUACUAAUACCAAUACCAAUACUACUGAAUACAGCAGCGACAAAGGAGGACAUGCCGUAUUUACUCAACCCGUUCAGAGUUAUGAAGACUACAUGGAUGCCUGUAUGAAGAGGUCUGACAUUCUGCCGGUGAAAACUCAAAAGCCCCAAAACAAACCAGGUACAACUGCCACAGCUACGACCAAAACUAACACGUCUACUCCCGUGACAUCAGAGAGCAACGACACUGCCACAGAAAACCCCUCGACUCCUACCCCUACAAGUCCAGGCCCUCCAAAUCAGCCCGAAGAAGAUGACACGGUCAGCAUUGUGGAGAUCGGCUACCCGGCACUGAUCAAGCAGGUGAAAACCAGCAGAUGCUUGGAGUUGUACAUGGCUUACUCCAUGAAGUACAUGAGACAGGAAGGGCCCAAUGACUGGAGUACAGGAGGGGUAGAAGGAGUGGAGAUGGGCUUUCAAAGGCUUUUAGCAGUAGUUACAAGUGCUAUACUGAUGCUACUUAACAGCAAUGUACCUGUGCUGCUGCACUGAGAUGUUCAUUUGACAUUAUGGAGAAUAUGUUCAUGAAUAAGUAAAGAUGAAAGAUGAUAAGAUGAAAAAUAACUUGGUCGAAAGGAACCUGUAAUCCUUUCUUUAUUUUGUGCUGAUGUCUGCUUUGAGAUUUUAUACUUUAUUUUAUACUUUAUGCUUCAUAUAAAGCAAACAUUGAUGGCACAGAUGGCACUGACUUGUGAUUACAGGAGGAAUUAUAAUGGUUACAAAGCCUUUUCCUGUAACUGUAAAACAAAAUGAGCUACAGAGUUGUUUCUUAUGGGAGGAUGUGAAUGUUUUCAUGAAUCCUAAAGGCUUGCAC
Oreochromis aureus is the source of this 1111-nucleotide messenger RNA. RefSeq lists its product as uncharacterized. The transcript has 2 exons. Bases 1 to 789 code for a protein of 262 amino acids. The record is from RefSeq and is a predicted model, not a curated record. Gene Ontology annotation, biological process: protein homooligomerization. NCBI's taxonomy places the organism in Eukaryota, Metazoa, Chordata, Actinopteri, Cichliformes, Cichlidae. Gene Ontology annotation, cellular component: membrane.